Molecule: messenger RNA, 1712 nt
Organism: Odobenus rosmarus divergens (Pacific walrus)
Lineage: Eukaryota; Metazoa; Chordata; Mammalia; Carnivora; Odobenidae
Gene: CHST7
Product: carbohydrate (N-acetylglucosamine 6-O) sulfotransferase 7
Exons: 1
Coding region: 208-1668 (486 amino acids)
Biological process (GO): carbohydrate metabolic process; N-acetylglucosamine metabolic process
Cellular component (GO): Golgi membrane
Molecular function (GO): N-acetylglucosamine 6-O-sulfotransferase activity; chondroitin 6-sulfotransferase activity
Source: RefSeq, a predicted model, not a curated record
GAGGGCAGGGGCGCCGCCACCAGCACCACCGCCUCCUAAGUUCCCCCUGGUGGAUGCACGGCCCCGGUCGGUCGCUCCGCUCCUCCUUCCCGCUCCCGGCGCAGAGGGGCCCGAAGAGGCCGGAGGAGCGGGCUCGGGACGGGAUUUCUGAGGAAGGGGAGAGGACGGGCGCCCCACCCGCUCGGAGGGUGGGGGGCUCGGUGAACGAUGAAGGGCCGGCGGCGGCGGCGCCGGGAGUACUGCAAGUUUGCGCUGCUGUUGGUGCUGUACACGCUGGUGCUGCUGCUCAUCCCCUCCGUGCUGGACGGCGGCCGCGACGGCGACAAGGGCGCCGGGCACUGCCCCGGCGUGCAGCGCAGCCUGGGAGUCUGGAGCUUGGAGGCGGCGGCGGCGGGCGAGCGCGAACAGGGCGGGGAGGCGCGGCCGGCCGCGGAGGGGGACGCGGGCCAGCCCCCUCGGCCCCCGGGCAACCUCAGCGGCGCCGUCGGGGAGGCGGUGUCUCGCGAGAAGCAGCACAUCUAUGUGCAUGCCACCUGGCGCACCGGCUCGUCGUUCCUGGGCGAGCUCUUUAACCAGCACCCGGACGUUUUCUACUUGUACGAGCCCAUGUGGCAUCUAUGGCAGGCGCUGUAUCCGGGCGACGCCGAGAGCCUGCAGGGCGCGCUGCGCGACAUGCUGCGCUCGCUCUUCCGCUGCGACUUCUCGGUGCUGCGGCUGUACGCGCCGCCGGGGGACCCCGCCGCGCGCGCCCCGGGCGCAGCCAAUCUUACCACGGCCGCCCUCUUUCGCUGGCGGACCAACAAGGUCAUCUGCUCGCCGCCGCUGUGCCCCGGCGCGCCCCGUGCCCGCGCUGAGGUCGGCCUCGUCGAGGAUGCUGCCUGCGAGCGCAGCUGCCCGCCCGUGGCUCUACGCGCCCUGGAGGCCGAGUGCCGCAAGUACCCGGUGGUGGUCAUCAAGGACGUGCGCCUCCUCGACCUGGGCGUGCUGGUGCCCCUGCUGCGGGACCCCGGCCUCAACCUGAAGGUGGUGCAACUUUUCCGCGACCCGCGGGCCGUGCACAACUCGCGCCUCAAGUCCAGGCAGGGGCUGCUGCGCGAGAGCAUCCAGGUGCUGCGCACCCGCCAGCGGGGCGACCGCUUCCACCGCGUGCUACUGGCGCACGGCGUGGGCGCUCGGCCCGGGGGCCAGGCCCGCGCCCUGCCCGCCGCACCGCGCGCCGACUUCUUCCUGACCGGCGCGCUCGAGGUGAUCUGCGAAGCCUGGCUGCGCGACCUCCUGUUCGCGCGCGGCGCGCCCGCCUGGCUGCGGCGCCGCUACCUGAGGCUGCGCUACGAGGACCUGGUGCGGCAGCCGCGCACCCAGCUGCGCCGCCUGCUGCGCUUCUCCGGGCUGCGCGCGCUCGCCGCGCUCGACGCCUUUGCGCUCAACAUGACGCGGGGCGCGGCCUACGGCGCCGACCGACCCUUCCACCUGUCGGCGCGCGACGCCCGCGAGGCCGUGCACGCCUGGCGCGAGCGCCUGAGCCGAGAGCAGGUGCGCCAGGUGGAGGCGGCCUGCGCUCCAGCCAUGCGCCUGCUGGCCUACCCUCGCAGUGGAGAGGAGGGCGAGCUGGAGCCGCCCGUGGAGGAGGAGAAGCCGCCUGAGACCGAGGCCGACGGUGCCACGUAGCCCCUGCCCCCGCCCCCAACGCGCGCCCCCGGGACGGAUCCGGG